CCAGUCUAUCCACCUACUAUCUCGCUGUACCAUUCUCCACCUCUGCCCCAGCCACUCCCAUAACUUGAUAUCUGUUUACUCUAGAGGGAGCGGGCUUUGAGAAGCCAUCAUAAAUAUCCUGACCUAAUGCCUUAGCAGCCAUAAGAAGGAAAAGAAUGUACUCGCCUGAAGAUAACGUUUGGGAUAUUUAAAGGUGUGGGUUAAUUUUUUAUCCACUCCAAUAACUGGUUUUUUUUUUUUCCUGUUCCUUCUGUCUACUUCUUUGCUCUCUAUUUCUACCCCGAAGCUGCAGGCACACAGAUCUCUGCAGGCAAAAUCUUUCAGAGCCUACGCAGGACAGCCUUCUACGGACUACUUCAUUCCACUGUAACUUGGUGGCUGCCCCUUCUCCGAAAUGGCAGGUGUGAGCAGCUGUUUAAAGUAUUCUAUGUUUUUCUUCAACUUCUUGUUCUGGGUAUGUGGUACACUGAUCUUGGGACUGGCCAUAUGGGUGAGAGUAAGCAAAGACGGAAAAGAGAUCAUCACGUCCGGAGACACUAGCACGAACCCCUUCAUUGCUGUGAAUAUCUUGAUUGCAGUUGGGUCUAUCAUCAUGGUUCUGGGUUUCCUGGGAUGCUGUGGAGCUGUGAAAGAAAGCCGGUGCAUGCUUCUCUUGUUUUUUAUCGGCUUGCUGCUGAUUCUGAUUCUGCAAGUGGCAGCAGGCAUCCUAGGAGCCGCUUUCAAACCUGAGUAUAACCGAAUUCUGAAUGAAACGCUGUAUGAAAAUGCUAAUCUUCUGUCGGAGAACACUGAUGAGGCAAAAGACUUCCAGAAGGCCAUGAUUGUGUUUCAGUCAGAGUUCAAGUGCUGUGGCUUGGAGAAAGGAGCUGCCGACUGGGGAAAUAAUUUUCCGGAGGCAAAAGAGUCAUGUCAAUGUUCAGGAACUGACUGUGGCACUUAUCAGGGGAGUUCCGUUUAUCCAAAGACCUGUCUUUCUUUGAUCAAAGAUCUGUUUGAAAAGAACAUUAUUAUUGUCAUUGGAAUUGCUUUUGGACUGGCUGUUAUUGAGAUUCUCGGUUUGGUGUUUUCUAUGGUGCUGUACUGCCAGAUUGGAAGCAAGUAAACCUGAGGACUUACCUAGUCAUCAUAAACACCAUUUGAGUUUUUGCUUUGGCUUCAUGGCUUUAAAUACUCGAAUACUGUAAAUAAAUGUCUUAUUGAAGUGUCUCACUGAGGCAGGCUACAGAUAUCUUCACAGGUAUUCACUGUAUUUAACUGUGAAGGACAUAAUACAAAUGGUUGUGUAUUUUUUUUUCUCACAAUAAAAAGUGUUGGUGUUGA
Messenger RNA from Mus caroli (Ryukyu mouse), 1320 nucleotides. RefSeq names its product tetraspanin 8 (gene Tspan8). Lineage: Eukaryota; Metazoa; Chordata; Mammalia; Rodentia; Muridae. Gene Ontology annotation, cellular component: plasma membrane. The record is from RefSeq and is a predicted model, not a curated record.